CUGAAUCUAUUGGCAGGGUUCAUCCCCUGACACCUGAGGCCUCAAACUUUAGCUUCUAGGUGACUCUCUUUACGCAUACAUGUGUGUGUUUUAUAUGUGAGUCUCUAUCUCCAAACAUGGGGUGAGGUAAAACUGGCUGAGUGUGUGUGUGUGUGUGUUCUGCACCGAUGGAAAACCUAUUUAGUUUUCCUCUGUGUCACCGCAGCAAGCGGCCCCACAAAAGGUUUAAAACCGGCGGACAAGGAGGAGAUGCGAGGGAGGUAGCGCGAACGAGAAGCAGAGGUUUAAUGAAAGCUGUCAGAGAUUUUAACGGCUUUCGAGGUUUAGUUGUGCAGGUAGGAGGAUAAUCUGCAAAGGAGGAAGAGGAGUCUGUGGGGGGAAAAUCCCACACACUCGUCCGUCUAACCGUGGGUGUGUCAAAAGCUAUAAGUGCCGUGGCUUCUACCUGUGUGACUUACAUCCCUGCAUUUGGGCUUAGGAACAGACAUUGCCACACCUGUCAGACGACUCACCUGCACUCGACAACUCCCAGCGGCCCAGAUGUCGCAGAGCAUCUCGCACAUCUGCCUGCUGGCCCUGAUCUCCCUGCUGCUGCUCCUCUCUCCUCUUGGCUGGAGCAAAGAGGGACAAACCCCAGGAUGCCACCUGUACCCCAUCAACGUGACCAUCCGGAGCGACCGCCGUGGCACCUGUAAAGGGACCCAUCUGGUGUACGCCUGCGUGGGCUACUGCGAAUCCAGCGCUUUUCCGUCCAGAUACUCUGUACUGGUGGCUUCAAACUUCACACACAACAUCACCUCUGCAUCACGCUGCUGCACAAUCAGCAAGGACACCAAGGUCAAAGUUCGCCUGGACUGCCCGCGAGGUCGGCACUACGACGAAAUCGAGAUCCUGACGGCGAAGGCGUGCCGCUGCGACAUGUGCCGCAAGUCCCGCUACUGACAGGCCGUCACUCCAGGACCCAAAGCGGAUUACCGUUUAAACUAAACUACCCCGGCAGGAACCUUUUCACUUCUGUCCCUCUGCUUUGAAAUCUCUCACCUGACUGAAAAUCUCCUACAUUUAUGUGUUUCUUGCUUUUAAAUCACUGAAAGCAAGACGAGCUGGUAGCAAAUCCUGCAACCAUCCACGAGGGUCGUUGUCCUGCAGCAUUAAAAGUGUAGCCUGACAUGUAGUCAUACUCAAUUCUAGUCAGAAUUUGAGUCUGAUACUGCUCCAUAGAUCUGUGAUUAUGAGGCGUGUUUCGAACGAACCAGGAAAAAAAAUUCCUCUGCACUCAAUUGGAUAGACCUACAACCAAUAAGAGCAACGGAGUGUGUGACGUACGUUAAGCGACGCAUAGUUGUUGUCAACAGAACUCAACUGUUAGCCUAGAAUAAGAAGAUGAGCAUUAACGAUUUUUGCCGG
This is a messenger RNA of Fundulus heteroclitus (mummichog), 1407 nucleotides long. It is a transcript of the gene gpha2, whose product is annotated as glycoprotein hormone subunit alpha 2. Gene Ontology annotation, cellular component: extracellular region. Gene Ontology annotation, molecular function: hormone activity; hormone receptor binding. The transcript has 4 exons. The coding region runs from base 541 to 942 and encodes 133 amino acids. Gene Ontology annotation, biological process: cell surface receptor signaling pathway. The record is from RefSeq and is a predicted model, not a curated record. Lineage: Eukaryota; Metazoa; Chordata; Actinopteri; Cyprinodontiformes; Fundulidae.